UUACAUUGAAGCGAAGCAUCGACACAUCCUGUCAAGAUUCUUUUGCUUUUUAAGGUCACUACUGUGCCGAGUAAUCUGUGUAGCAUCACUACUCUACAUAAGGGAGUCGACUACCAACAGACCACAACUUUAUUCAGGAAGACAGUUGCUGUUUGAAGUAAACGCUAGUAGGAUCCUUAUUUGACAAGAACGCACUAGCUACAAGUUAGCUAACUGGCUAAUUAAGCUGUUCGUCGGAGUUUUACUCUCACUCAGAGGGGAUGGAGAAAGCUAAACAAGAUGCAUUCGACAAUGCCAGACUGCAAGUGAUCAAAGAUGGCUAUGAGAGAGCCUUUGAGUGCAUCAAUAAAGGACUGACAGCAGACGAAGCUGGAGACAAGGCACAGGCCCUGGAGCUCUACAAGCGAGGGCGACAGCACCUUCUCAGAGCUAUCAGUGUGCCUUCACAGGGAGAGGAGUGUGUGGGCGGCUCCUGGGAAUCAGCCAGACAGAUGCAGCAGAAGAUGCAGGAGACACUGAACAACAUCACCACUCGCCUGGCCAUACUAGAGACCAGCUCUGACCUUGGAUCUGCACCUAUGUUGAGUACUACAAGUGUGUCUGGCCCUGGUGCUACAGACAUGUCUGCAGAAUGUCUCUACCCAAAACUCCCCACCAAAGAGAAGCCAGAGAGGCCAGCUCCACCAAGCCUACUCUCUGCUAAUGGUCAUGCAGCAGGAGCUGUAGGAGGCAUACCUACAUGCAGUGGUGUGGGUCUUCCUCUUUCUCCUACCAGACAGCUUGUGGUCCCAGCCGAACAGCCUCCAGCUUACUCUCCUCAGGCGGCUGAUGGCCACUUAUCUAUUUCAUAUGGAACAGAAGCAGGGGAGAUGUCGCUGGUUGGGGAUGAGUUCUACAGUCGCACAUCUAACUCGACACCAUCCCCCCAGAGUAUGGGCGAAGAGGGAGAGGAGCUGCUCUACAUCCCUCAUGGUGUGCAGAUAUUCUUUGUGACACCGGAAGGUCAAGUGAGCGCUCCAUCGUACCCAGGUUACCUGCGGCUGGUGAGGUUUACCAGCGAUCACUCUGACAGAAUGCCUAACCGACCACCAGCAUUUCUGCAGGUGUGCGACUGGCUCUACCCUCUCAUGGCGAUGGACUCUCCAGUGCUGCUGUGUAACACUGGUGUGUUUAUGUUUCCGGACAUGAUGGCGCCAGCUGCAGGCUAUUAUGUGGGGGUGGUGUUGUCCUCUGAGCUGCCUGCUGCAAACAGAGAACUGUUUCAAGACCUACUGUCCCAAAUGACAGAUCUCAGGGUUCAGGCUUCAGAUGAAGCUGCGGACACCAUUAAUCUCAGUCAGAAAGUGUCCAUCACUACACCUGAGGAGGCUGUACCAGCGGAGACCGAGGAGGAUAAAGCUCUGCCUGAGUGGAGUGAAAAAGUGGCAAAUGGCAUCCUGACAGGUGCGUCCUGGUUAAGCUGGGGUCUGGUGAAAGGAGCUGAGUUCACAGGCAAAGCUAUUCACAAAGGGGCAUCUAAACUCAGAGAACACAUCACUCCAGAGGACAAACCCACCAACGUCAGCCCCACCGUCUCCAAAGGCCUCCAUGUUGCCAAACAAGCCACUGGGGGAGCCGUCAAAGUCAGCCAGUUUCUAGUGGACGGGGUGUGUACUGUCGCUGGCUGUGUGGGUCGGGAGUUGGCUCCACACGUGAAAAAACACGGAGGCAAGCUGAUCCCAGAGUCUAUGAAGAAAGACAAGGAUGGGCGUUCCAACAUAGAUGGAGCCAUGGUGGUGGCUGCCAGUGGAGUGCAAGGAUUCGCAACCAUGUGGACUGGUUUGGAAGUAGCAGCAAAGAACAUUACCACGAGUGUAGCCUCAGAGACCGUCACCACAGUAAAACACAAGUACGGGGCCGCAGCAGGACAAGCCACAGACCACGCUGUCAAUUCUGCCAUUAAUGUGGGUAUCACUGCCUUCAACAUUGACAACCUGGGGAUCAAAGCUGUGGUAAAAAGGACUGGCAAACACACAGCGCAGGCCAUUUUGGAAGACUACAAGCUUCAGGAAAAACCAGAUAACGGGAAGCAAGUGGAGAAAUCAGACAAAUAGCCGGUAGUGCCCUUCUUAAUUCCCUCAGCAAUGCCUUAAAGCCGAUUUUUUUUUUUUUUAUUCUUCUUCUAUCAGAUAAAUCUAUAUUUAAUAUAAAUUAUUUAUAAAACAUGUACCAUAUGCAAAAGAUAACAACUGUUAUAUUCAUAUCCUACAGUUUGAUGCAGCUCUUUAAGCACUUUAAUUUUUAUGUAAAAUAAGGUAGAUGGACCUAAAUGUGAAGCAACAAAAAGGAUAUAAAACACAUAUUAAAACAUUAAUCUAUAUAGCAUAUUGAUACACAGUAUAACAUUCAGGUAUUAUCACUUGACUUGGAAGAUAACAGUUUAACUCUGCUGUUUGUUUUAACAAAGCAUUGAAUGGUUGUUGACUAGACACUGGAAACUUUCCUCAUCUUAAAGAAACAUCUGUGUGUGUUUGAGUUUUUCCCUGGUAGGGUAAGUGCAAUUUAUAUACUUUGAAUGAAUGAUAAAAAAAUAUCUGUAUGUCAAUAUCUUCAGAUACAACGUUUCAGACAAAAGUGAGGUGUUUAAAAUGAGAAGUAAUCACUGCUGCUGACUGUGCCUGCAAAUAUCAAAUGAUAUGCAAAAAUCUAAUGUUUUGUAAAACUAAAGCUGCUAAACUUGUCCUUAGUCUAUUAUGUCUUUUUGUUCAAUCAUAAACAUGUAGCAAGCGAGCUUUUGCUGUGUAAAGCUGUAAAACUGAUUUGUUCUGCUACAAUCUGCAGUGCUGUCUUGUGCAUUUCAGUCCACUUGUAACCACAUAUUUUCAGAAAUGUUAGUUUAUAAUAUUAAUAUUUCAUAUUAUAUUUCAUAUAAAAAUCUAUGUAGAUUUUAAUGUACCGACAACACAUUUAACUAAUGUGAAUUUUGAAGUGCGAUGCUUGUUUCCAAACCAGUGGAGUUUUUUGUUUUUGUUUUUUUGAAUGAAGUGACCUGGUUUGUCAGACUCCAGCUUUAAGCCCUCAGUAGGUAAUUGUUAUUUAACUGGUUGCGCACUGAGAUUUUAUUCACCAAUUGAAAUAAUGGAACUUUUCUGAAGAAAUAAAAUGUUUAAAAGA
Molecule: messenger RNA, 3153 nt
Organism: Seriola dumerili (greater amberjack)
Lineage: Eukaryota; Metazoa; Chordata; Actinopteri; Carangiformes; Carangidae
Gene: spartb
Product: spartin-like
Exons: 8
Coding region: 261-2093 (610 amino acids)
Biological process (GO): cell division; negative regulation of BMP signaling pathway
Cellular component (GO): plasma membrane
Source: RefSeq, a predicted model, not a curated record